Molecule: messenger RNA, 3105 nt
Organism: Drosophila subpulchrella
Lineage: Eukaryota; Metazoa; Arthropoda; Insecta; Diptera; Drosophilidae
Product: probable serine/threonine-protein kinase tsuA
Exons: 5
Coding region: 838-3105 (755 amino acids)
Molecular function (GO): growth factor activity
Source: RefSeq, a predicted model, not a curated record
UCGGUUAAAGAUCGCUGCCAGCGCAACCAACGGAUAACCAAAGCCAAUACCCAGCAACAAAUGCCUUGGAAAAUAUUUUUGAAAAAUUCCAAGUCACAUUCCAAACCAACUAAUUCAAGCGAGCCUGAUUAAUUCGAUUCGAUUAAUUAGCCAGAGGUGAAAAGUGCAUUGCGCGGCUACAGAUACUGAUUUUGUUUUAAAAAUCGCACACCGAAAACCAGUUGAAAAAAAUAAACACAGUUGAAAUAUAUUUUCGAGUGCCCCAGUGCCAGUGCAAAAAAGUUCCCGCAAAAUAAAUCAAAUUUUUGUGCAACGCAGAAAUACACAAAAGAUAUAUUCGAAUAAAAAAACAAAAUAUCGUGUCGUUGUUGCGUCGCUGUUGACAGAAGUGCAAUACAAGUAUAUAACCCAAUAAUAAUAUAUUUAUUACUAUCAAUUACAUAUUAUUAAUCAAAAGUAAUAAAAUACGCAAAUCAAGGCGAAAUAUUGCAUGCAGAUAACAAAAAGUGCGGUUGACUAAAUACAAAUUGCAAGAAUAACAAAAAUAAAACAAAACUGAAAACACGCCCGGAUUUGAUUGCAUUUUUUUGCCGUGUAGUUGUAAUUUUUGUUGACGCCGCUUUUCUGCCCAAAGUAUCAGAUUUAUAUUCGCCGUAUAUAUUCGAGUUUAUACGAAUUCUGAUUUCUGUAUUUCCGCUCGGACUCCAAACUCAGCAGAAAACUAAAACUCUUUCGUCAGUCAAAUGAUAGACUCGCGACGAUACUACGCACAAACCCAUGUUGGAUUAUAAUUUAUACCCUUAAAUUUGGGGGCUACAAUGCGGCCAGAAGUAUACGAUGUUACUACAGUUCACGCUGCCCAAUGUCAGGACUUUUAUUAUACUGAUGGUUGUGGUUGCUUUUGUGAGGCCAGCAUGCGCCGCGAAAAAUGUUUUAACACUCAGCAAACACAGCGAGCUUGCGCUGCACAUCAAUUCGCACGGCAAAGUGACCGCCGAGAACAUAUUGCGAACAUAUCAAUACUUCACGAUGGAAGCUGUCAACGAUGUGUUCAGCUUGGAUUUCAAAAUCACCAUCUAUUCGGCGGAUGUAGACUACUAUCUGUGCUUUCAUCAAGGCAGACUGGUUGGAAAGAAAAACGCCACAAAGGACUGUCACUUUAAAGAGGGGAUAUUUAUGGGCAAUCAUCACUUUACCAGCGCCUACAAUCCAAACCUGCGAGUGGGUUUCAAGGGAAACUUUAAGCCAAUUGGCUUGAACGAUUUCGCCAAGCCGAAAGUGAUGAAAAAGGCCAUAUUAUAUUUCUUUCCUGUUAGUGAGGAGAGAUUUAACUCACAUUUGGCUGAAGUUUUGAGAAGCACUACCACUACCACUACCACAACAACAACUACAUCAACCACCACCACAACAACAACAACACCACCCAGUACUAAGAAAAUCAGCUCCACAACAACAACAACAACAACAGCAAGCCCAGUGGCGGUCACAAAACGAACGCGUUCAAAGUCGCGUCGCCCAACAAGUAUUAAUAGCGAUAGUAGCAACAGCAAUAUCCCCGAAAAGAUCAGCAACAGUAAUAGCCUUAAGACCCACAACCAAGCCAAUAGCAACAACAAUAAUAACAACAACAAUAAUGAGCUGGACCUGCAGCAGCAACAGGUGAUCCUGCAAAGGAAUCGCAAGCAACAUCGCCGCCAGAGGUUGCAACAAAAGAGGCAGCAACAGUUGCAACAUCGCCGUCGCCAUCGGCAAUAUGGCACAGUGGGUGUGAUGGCCCAACCGCAGCCCAAAAAUCUAGUGGUACGUCAUCAUCACAAUAAUGCCACCAUAAUGGAGCGACGACGACGUCGCCGCUUGGAGCGGCAGCAACACAAGUUGCAGCGUGAGUUGUGGGAGCAGGAGCAGCGGGAGGCGGGCGAAAGGGAGCGGGAACGCGAGCGGGUGGAGCACCUGCCCAAGGCCACCUCCUCGGCCUCGUCCUCGUCCUCCUCCUCGUCGACGGCCACCUCAACGGCCCUGACCGCCACGGCCGCCUCGUUGGCACCCAGCGCCUUCAAUCUGGUGGCCAUUAUGGCCGCCAGUCGUCGCAAGCGUGACAGGCGAAAACGUUCCGCCGGUGCAACAGGUGGCGGUGCGACAGUUGGUGCGGGCUCAGCGAGGGGCGGCAACAGCGGCAACAGUCCGCCCGAUGCUGAUAUGCAACUGGUGGAGCUACCCUCGCAGCGAUUGCAGCAGCAGGAUGACCACCAUCCACAAAAUGAAUACUCAAAACCCUAUGUUAAUAGUAACUUAAACUUAAACUUAAAUGUAAACCAACUAAUUGAUAGUAGUAGUAGCGCUAAUGUUAAUCAUGCAAUACCUGCCUUGCCAAAAAACUACAACUACUUGUACAGUAACGAGCAUUAUAAUUUGAAUACUAAAAGUAGCACGACUGAUUCUAGUAGUUUAGACGAUAGCACUAAGUUCGAUAGUCCAAAUAGCCAUAGCCAUAGCCAUAGCCCUAGCCCUAGCCAUAGCCACAGCGCGUUCAAUCAGAAUAUUGACAAUAAUCUUAAGCAAUUAAACGAUCGAAUUGACCUUGUUUCAACCGAAAAUCAAGUUGAGACAUCAGUGACCGAAGAAGGUGACACAGAGACAGUUACAACCGCAACUGUUGUGCAGAAUCGCAAUCAUAUUGAUGCUAAUAAUAUAAUCGACGAUAGCUAUCCGAACGACGAGGAGCACGAAGAGCUGAUUCUAAAGAAACUUCUUCGUGGCCUCCACAAGCUGCAACAGCAACAUGUGCAGCAGCAACACCAGCAGCAGCAACAGCACCAGCGACAACCUAAUAUUGAUAACCCUAAUGAAAAUAUUAAUGUUGUUAACGAUAAUCAGAAUCAUAAUGAUGAUAGUGGGCUGCUGACAAAUAAUAACCAUAAUAGUAAUUACAAUGAGCAAUUUGCGAAUGACGAUGAAACGAUACGAAUUCAAAAUAAUAAAUAUGAAACACAUAUAGUACAAUACAAACAUGCGGUAGUUAUUUGGAAAAUAGUGGGGGGCUGUCUGCAAUUUUUCAGCAUUUUUAGCAAAGGUUUUGGAUGGAGGAGAGUCCUGAGAGUAUCAUGA